AUACCCAUCAUCUUCUUCCUCCUCCCGAAGCGAGUCCAAUCCCGCGGCGAGUCGAGCAGAGGAGAAGAGAGGAGAAAAAUCCCCGAAACCCUAGCCCGCUUCUCCCGCGCCGGAGACAGGUCGGGAUGGGCGCCGAGGAGGACGCCGCCGCCCGCCGCGAGCGCCUCAAAGCCCUCCGCGCCGCCAAGGAGCUCCUCUCCGCCCCCGACGGCGCCUCCCCCGCGCCCGCCGCCGCCCCCGACGCGGACCAGCACUGCAUUAGGAAUGGUGACCAUGGGACGACAGAAGAACAGGCGGACCAACCAGAAUUGCCAGGUCCUGUGGAUGCACCCGAGGAUGCUUCCAAGGAGAACGUUAGCCCCACUAAGGAAUCUGAUGAGGUUGAAGACAAUGGGGAGGUACCACUGAAGUUCAGAAACUACCUUCCUCAUGAUGAGCGUCUCCGAGGUGGCAAGGUGGCCCCGCUGUCUCUUCCCAAGUUUGAAGAUCCGAUCGCUGCUGAUGCCGCUGAGCCAAAGCAGCUCGAGAACCCCUUCGGGAACAUCGCUCCGAAGAACCCGAACUGGGACCUGAAACGAGAUGUGCAGAAGAGGAUCGACAAGCUGGAGAAGCGCACUCAGAAAGCUCUGGCGGAGAUUGCAUUGGAGCAGCAAAAGGAGAAAGAGGCGCUGGAGGAGGGAGGCGAUGCAGCUCAAGAGUGACGUGGUACUGGUGCCGGUCCAAAUGUUUGUGUAGAACAGAGGAAGCAGCUAGCGGAAGUCAAACAUUGAUGUGUUUGUAAUGCACGGUGUCGGCUGAGGACUAAUGUACGGAGAUUGUAGUCAUGUGCUCACCUGAUACAUGGAUAAUGAUUUUCAGUUCAGUACCCAGAAUUUUGAGUUCUAGUGAUGGUUAGUGUCUUAUGUCUAAGUGAUCAAAUUGAAUAUGAUCCCUUUCAUGAAUGUGGACCAUAUAUAGCCAUGGACUUGCCGUGAUUA
Triticum aestivum (bread wheat) is the source of this 977-nucleotide messenger RNA. Its product is annotated as coiled-coil domain-containing protein 12. Bases 126 to 701 code for a protein of 191 amino acids. The record is from RefSeq and is a predicted model, not a curated record. Gene Ontology annotation, cellular component: U2-type spliceosomal complex; post-mRNA release spliceosomal complex. Lineage: Eukaryota; Viridiplantae; Streptophyta; Magnoliopsida; Poales; Poaceae. The transcript has 5 exons.